This is a messenger RNA of Symbiodinium sp. CCMP2592, 777 nucleotides long. The record is from the annotation of a GenBank genome assembly. Lineage: Eukaryota; Dinophyceae; Suessiales; Symbiodiniaceae.
AUGGCCAUGGAGACUUCAGCCAGCGCGCUGAGUCAGUUCGUGAUCUUGGCGCAGACGACCCAGGGUCGAGCUUUGGAGGCCUUGAUCGGCCAAGCACUCGAUCACUCCUCCGUCUUCGUUUUCGGGGAGCUCCUGGAUUGUCCCAAUGUCAAGGCACUCCAGGGAAGCGAGUUCCAGCGCGCCCUGGAGCUUCUUCGCCUCUUCGCCUACGGGACUUACCCCGACUACAAGGCGCGACAGAACGAGCUCGGCGAGCUAACGGCAGCGCAGAAGCGAAAGCUGCAGCUGCUCACGCUGGUCACCAUGGCCACACGGGACAAGCUCCUCAAAUACUCUGACCUGGAGGCUGCCGUGGAUGUGUCCAGCACGCGUGAGCUCGAAGACCUGACGAUCGAGGCCGUGUACCAGAAUCUCUUGGUUGCGAAGAUGGACCAGGAAAAUCAGUGCGUUCUCGUCGACUCCUGCGCAUGCAGAGAUUGCAGGGACGAGGACAUUGACUACAUCAUCGAGACCCUGAGCAAUUGGCAGCAGUCCGCCCAGGGCAUGAUCCAAGCGCUUGAUGGAGCAGUCGCGUACGCCAACACAAGCCACGAGAAGCAGAAGGUUGCGAUGGAGGAGUUGGAAAAGGAGGUCAAAUCCAUCCGGGACAGCCUCAAGGAGGGCGAGUCCACAAAGGCGGGUGGCGUCGGCUGCACUCGAAUGCAGAUUGACGAGGCCGACGAGGAGUCGAAGCGUGCGAAGAGCACGCGUGGUCGAUGGGUGGGCGGAAAGCACUGA